AUGCUAAUCUUCAACCAUUCCGGCUUCAUGACCUUCACUCUGAUGGGCAUACCUGGCUUAGAGUCACAGAACUUAUGGCUAUCUGUUACUUUCUUCUCCAUGUUUUUGGCUAUCCUCAUUGGCAAUGGUGCUAUCCUCUUCCUGGUGGUCAUAGAGCCCACACUUCGCACACCCAUGUACCUGCUCCUGGCUCUGCUGUUGGUGGCUGACCUCAUAUCCACUCUGGCCUUGGUGCCCAAGCUUCUCUUCCUCUUCUGGUUCAAUGAUCGGGACAUAACUGCCAAGGCCUGUUUCACCCAGAUGUUUUUCAUCCAUGGAACAUCGGUGGUGCGAUCAGCCAUACUUGUUGCAAUGGCCUUUGACCGCUUUGUGGCUGUGUGUGUGCCAUUACGGUACAACACAAUUAUGAGCCAUUCCCUAGUUGGACGCCUGGGACUGCUGGCUCUAGCUAAGGGGAUGAUUCUUGUCCUCCCCGUUCCCUUUCUCGUUCAAAGGUUGACCUUCUGCCGUACAGUAAUUCCUCAUAGCUACUGUGAUCACAUGGCUGUGGCAAAAAUGGCCUGUAACCACACCAGACCUAAUCGUAUAUAUGGGCUCUUUGUGAUCCUGCUUGUGGUGGGACUUGAUCUGCUGCUCAUUGGCUUCUCUUAUGCCCUCAUCCUUCAGUCUGUAGUUCGUCUCAACUCUCGAGAUGCCACCUUCAAGGCCUUCAACACCUGCUCAGCCCAUCUCUUUGUCAUCCUUAUCUCUUAUGGACCUGGACUCUUUUCCGCUAUCAUCCAUCGCUUUGGUGGCAAUAUCCCACCUCAUGCACAUGUUCUCCUUGCCAAUCUCUAUCUUCUUAUACCCUCAAUGGUCAACCCCAUCAUCUAUGGUAUAAAGAUGAAGGAAAUACGGGAAAAGGUGGAAAAAUGCCUGUGCAAAGGCACUUCAUAA
Messenger RNA from Otolemur garnettii (small-eared galago), 936 nucleotides. RefSeq names its product putative olfactory receptor 52P1. The transcript has a single exon. Gene Ontology annotation, molecular function: G protein-coupled receptor activity; olfactory receptor activity. The record is from RefSeq and is a predicted model, not a curated record. Gene Ontology annotation, cellular component: membrane. Gene Ontology annotation, biological process: G protein-coupled receptor signaling pathway. Bases 1 to 936 code for a protein of 311 amino acids. Lineage: Eukaryota; Metazoa; Chordata; Mammalia; Primates; Galagidae.